UUGUUAAUUUUUUUUUAAAAAAAAAAAAAAUUAUAAAAAAUCUAUAAAAAUUAUAAACAAAUAAAAAAAGUGUAUUAUUUGCGGAGUAUAUUUUUAAAGGGUAGGAAAUUUGUUUUGAAUUCUACUUAUUUAUUUGUCCUUGAAAAUGCCGGUUCUAGCCGUAGUGAACUCGGAUUCCGUCCCCAAGCAGCCUGAGCCUCAAAACUUUCACCAGUCUUCGUCUACCAGCCCCCCCUUUUCUCCAGCCUUCAAUCCUAUGUCUUUGUACGUUGGUGAUUUACACCCUAGCGUUACAGAAGUCAUGUUGUUUGAAUUAUUCAACAAUGUCAGCAAUGUUUGUUCUUUAAGAAUCUGUAGAGAUAUUGAAACUCGAAGAUCACUUGGUUAUGCCUACGUUAAUUUUUUUAGCACUAUGGAUGCUUUGCGUGCUUUGGAAACUUUGAAUCACACUAACGUUAAAGGGAGACUGAUUCGUGUCAUGUGGUCACAAAGAGACCCUUCCCUUCGUAAAAGUGGCGUUGGAAAUGUUUAUAUAAAAAAUUUAGAAAAAGAUAUCGAUAAUAAGUGUCUGUACGACACUUUUAGUGUUUUUGGGAAAAUACUAUCCUGUAAAGUUUGCCCAAAUGGGGACUCUAGUUAUGGGUUUAUUCAUUUUGAAAACGAAGAUUCUGCUAAAGCUGCAAUUGAAAGAGUUAAUGGAAAACUUUUAAACGGCUUGAAAGUUUAUGUUGGACCUUUUAUACCUCGGAAACAACGUGAACAUAAGCUUCAAGUAAGCGUUUUACCUUUUACUAAUAUUUAUGUUAAAAAUAUCCCCGAAAAAUGGGAUGUUGCCGAGUUAAACUCUUUUUUUUUGUCCUACGGAGAAAUAACGAGUUGCGUUGUUGCUAAAGAUUCUAAAGGUGUUUCAAGGUGCUUUGGAUUUGUGAACUUUUUAAGCCCUAAUGUCGCACGCACCGUCAUUGAGGAGUGCAAUGGCGUCGAGGUGGAAGGGAAGAUUUUGUAUGUCGGCCGUGCACAGAAGCGUCAAGAGCGCCUGCGAGAGCUUCAGCAGAAAUAUCUUAUCGUUAAGAAAGAGCUGACCGCCAAGACGCAAGGCCAUAACUUAUACGUUAAGAAUUUGGCAGAAACUGUGGAUUCGGCUAAGUUAAAGGAAGUAUUUGCGCCUUAUGGAACCAUCACAAGCGCACAUGUCAUGUACAACGAGAAAAAUACCCACCGGGGAUUUGGUUUUGUGUGCUUUGCCUCCGCUGAGGAAGCGUCUAAGGCUCUUGCCGCAGUAAAUAAUACGGUGCUAGAUGGAAAGUCUCUUUACGUUGCCUUUGCUCAGACUAAAGAGCAGCGGAAAGAGCUGCUUGCUGGUCAAUUUGUCGCUCGCCUUAAUACUUCCCGCAUCUAUCAACCUCCGUAUUACUAUUUAAAUGGCAUAAGUCACCCACGUGGUAACUUUAUGUACCCCGGCGCGUAUCCGCCUCGGCGUUUUAUUCCUCCGCCAAUGGCAAGCUAUUAUAUGCCUCCUGUUAACUCCCUUCCGAGAGCUCCUUAUGCUAAUCGGAAUGGCAGGGUGGUGUUACCAGGGAUGGACGUUGGUCAUAUCAAUUCCUCAUCUUCAGGACAGCCGCCACUUCAGCCGAUUAAUACUGAAUUAAAUGCGUCCGAACUUGCUAAGGCUUCGGAAGCAGAACAACGCUUUAUUAUUGGAAACAAGCUUUAUCAUAGAAUCACAUCUAUUAAUUCAGAGUUGGCCCCCAAAGUAACAGGCAUGUUGCUAGAGAUGGAUAUUUCCGAGUUGUUGCAUUUACUGGAAUCUCCUGAGGCGCUACUGCAAAAAGUUAAAGAGGCUGUGGAUGUUAUUGAGGAGCACGCUAGAAGAAACCCAGCUUAGGGCUUGUAAAUAAGUUGGUUUUGAAAAUAAAGGUUUCUACCCUUUUA
This is a messenger RNA of Zophobas morio, 1932 nucleotides long. RefSeq names its product polyadenylate-binding protein 4-like. Gene Ontology annotation, cellular component: nucleus; cytosol; ribonucleoprotein complex. The record is from RefSeq and is a predicted model, not a curated record. Gene Ontology annotation, molecular function: poly(A) binding; mRNA 3'-UTR binding; poly(U) RNA binding. The coding region runs from base 146 to 1885 and encodes 579 amino acids. The transcript is spliced from 3 exons. Lineage: Eukaryota; Metazoa; Arthropoda; Insecta; Coleoptera; Tenebrionidae.